Messenger RNA from Biomphalaria glabrata, 429 nucleotides. Its product is annotated as testis-specific serine/threonine-protein kinase 6-like. Bases 1 to 429 code for a protein of 142 amino acids. Gene Ontology annotation, biological process: autophagosome organization; protein autophosphorylation; peptidyl-serine phosphorylation. Lineage: Eukaryota; Metazoa; Mollusca; Gastropoda; Planorbidae. Gene Ontology annotation, molecular function: ATP binding; protein serine/threonine kinase activity. The transcript has 3 exons. The record is from RefSeq and is a predicted model, not a curated record. Gene Ontology annotation, cellular component: cytoplasm; autophagosome.
AUGCCAUUCUAUGUAGAUGGCACUCUGACCAAGGUACUGCCUUCCAUGCACCAAGAGAUGAGUGAUGAAUACUUUGUGCAGCUGUGUGCAGCAGUUAACUAUCUCCAUAACAAAAAAGUUGCUCACAGAGACUUGAAAACGGACAACAUUUUGAUCACAGAAAAGAAAAUUCUCAUUGCUGAUUUUGGCUUAUCGGAUAUCUUGCCCACUGAGGAUACAAUGGCGACCAAAAGAAAAGGAACUGUGGUGUACAUGUCCCCAGAGCAGUCUCUAAAAAGGCCAUUUGACCCUUUUAAAUGUGACAUGUUCGCUCUUGGAGUAGUCUACUGGUGUAUGGUUUUCAAAGUGAAUGUUUUGAAUCAAGACACCAUGGAACCAAUGAUGGAAACAACUGUCACGAUCAUCAAUGGUGUUGAUGUCACACUCUAA